Molecule: messenger RNA, 1967 nt
Organism: Acipenser ruthenus (sterlet)
Lineage: Eukaryota; Metazoa; Chordata; Actinopteri; Acipenseriformes; Acipenseridae
Product: cyclin-A2-like
Exons: 8
Coding region: 350-1657 (435 amino acids)
Biological process (GO): mitotic cell cycle phase transition; regulation of cyclin-dependent protein serine/threonine kinase activity
Cellular component (GO): cyclin A2-CDK2 complex; cytoplasm; nucleus
Molecular function (GO): cyclin-dependent protein serine/threonine kinase regulator activity
Source: RefSeq, a predicted model, not a curated record
CAGCAGUUUUAAUAGUAACUGCAGGAACUGACAGAGAAAGAACGAUUGGGAAUCAGGCAGAAGAGAUAGAACUUAAAGUUGUCUUAAACAGAAAAUAAAAUCGGCAUGGAGAAUUGAAGAAGACACUGUAGAGCACGCUGUUUGCCGAUUUAUUGUAUGGCUUCUAGCUGGGCAUUUAUUUUAGAUUUUGCUUUUAAUUUGUGUUUUUGUUAACAGCAGCGGUGCUCCUGAUGUUAUUGUUUGCACCUUUGUUACGCUCCUGCUUUGAUUCCAAAUUCCGCUUUUAUUUUAGACGUGCAACUGUUCAUCUAGGUUUCGAACUUCUUAGGCUUCCAGUUUUAUUUUGAAAAUGUUUGGUGCCAGUCAGGUGACUGUGACGGGGGAUAAUAGCGAGAAUCAGGAAAAUGUGCUUUCAAGGCAAAGAGUAGCUGGAAAAAAUGUGUUGGAAAACCAAGAGAAUACGAAUCCCAAAGCCUCAAACCGAACGGUUUUGGGAGUUUUGCAGAAUGCCGAUAACCAGCGCAUCACCAGAGUUCAGUCACAACGCGCCACAAAGCAGGCUGCUUCCUGCAGUGAGACCUAUGGCCAGGACUGUGCUGGCAAAGUGGGAGCAAAACUGCCUGCUUUCACAAUCCAUGUGGACCAGCCUGAUGGUGCCUGCAGUAAGAGGCAACAUGCCUCAGCAGCAAAACCGGAGUCCGAAAACCCUCUUGCACUUAACCCACCCGUGAAAUCCUCCCUUGUGAACAGACAGCCACUUUCUACCAUUGAAUGUUCGAUGGAUGUCAGCUUUGACUCCCCUAUGGUUCUGGACAUGUCCAUUAAUGAAGCAGAAGAAAAUAAGUGUCUUGUUAAUGAAGUCCCUGAUUAUGCAUUAGACAUCCACAAAUAUUUACGAGAAAUGGAGCUGAAGUCCAGGCCGAAGGCAGGUUACAUGCUGAAACAGCCAGACAUCACUAACAGCAUGCGAGCCAUCCUCGUGGACUGGCUGGUGGAAGUCGGGGAGGAAUACAAGCUGCACAGCGAGACCCUCUACCUGGCUGUGAACUACAUCGACAGAUUCCUCUCAUCCAUGUCUGUGCUGAGAGGGAAACUGCAGCUCGUUGGCACAGCUGCCAUGCUUCUAGCAUCAAAAUUUGAGGAGAUCUACCCACCAGAAGUGGCAGAGUUUGUCUACAUUACAGACGACACUUAUACCAAGAAGCAGGUUCUAAGGAUGGAGCAUCUAGUUUUGAAAGUCCUUUCUUUUGAUCUUGCUGCUCCAACAAUAAACCAGUUUCUUACACAAUACUUUCUGCAUCAGCAAGUGAACAAAAAAGUGGAGAGCUUGUCACUGUUCCUUGGAGAAUUGAGCCUGGUUGACUCUGAUCCUUUCCUGAAGUACCUGCCUUCUGUCAUUGCUGCAGCAGCAAUGAUUUUAUCAAACGUUACAAUCACAGGAGAUACCUGGCCAGAGUCCUUGGUAGAAUUGACUGGCUACACGCUAGAGACCCUGGAGCCUUGCAUAAAGGACUUGUAUCAAACCUACCUCGGUGCACCUCAACACGCACAGCAGUCUGUACGGGAGAAAUACAAAGCUGCUCAGUACCACGGAGUGUCUGUUAUUGAGCCACCUAAGAAAUUGACCCUAGCUUCAAGACUUAACUUUUUAUUGUAAUUCCAUGCAGAGAUGUUUUAGGACUUUUGUUCUGUAUAGUAUUUUAAUUUCUUUUAUAUUUUUAUACAAAUGUCACAACUAUGACCAGAAUAUAACAGACCAUAUUUCAUAAUUCUAUGGUAAUUGUAAAGAUGAAUAGGAGUGACUUGUUUAAGACAUACCUGUACAUUUGCUGAACCUUUUAUUUUUUUUUUCCUUGAUGCAGCCCUGCUAUAUAAAGAGCUGUUCUAAUAAUGUUAGGAAUGUGUAUUUUAGUUAACCCAAUUCAGGCAUUAUGUUUUAAACUGCAAAAUAAAAAUGUUUUAAGUAA